CACACAUCAUCAUCUCAAUUGUUUGAUGUGUGUUUCAUUUCGAAGACAUCCUCAUCAAAUCAAUUGAGAUUGGUCCAUCAUCCAUAUUGCCUUAUCAUUGAUACUAGUUUCGUUCUGUUCAUCGUAAUUACUAAUUUUUUUUUUAUAAUUUCGGGAAUUGGUGGGUUCCAUCCGUUUGUUUGUCGCAAGAUUCAUCAUCGAAUCAUUAGUGGAACAAUUUUUGAACUGUAUCGUGGACAAAUCAAUCAAGCAUCAUGAAUGUCAUGUGGAAAGUUCGUGACCUUUACGACAAAGCGACAAACAUCAUCAUGAACUACACUGAAGUCGAGGCCAAAGUUCGUGAGGCAACUAACGAUGAAGCAUGGGGUCCAACCGGUCGUCAGAUGCAAGAGAUAGCUCAGCAUACGUUCACCUAUGAAUAUUAUCCGGAAGUGAUGAAUAUGCUUUGGAAACGGAUGCUACAGGACAACAUGUAUAAUUGGCGACGAACCUAUAAAUCAUUACAAUUGCUUAAUUAUUUGGUUAUCAAUGGCUCUGAACGUGUUGUUACAUCGGCUCGCGAACACAUCUAUGAUCUUCGUCGUCUUGAAAACUACACCUUUAUUGAUGAUUUUGGCAAAGAUCAAGGUAUUAACGUUCGACAACGAGCCAAAUUGCUCAUUGAAUUGAUUCAGGAUGAUGAGAAAGUUCGCCAGGAACGAAAAAAAGCUAAACAAUACAAGGAUAAAUUUGUGGGCGUAUCAAACCAAUCUUCCUAUUCGGACAGGGAUCGUGAUUCUUGGUCCGAUUAUUCACCAAGAAAAAGUGAUAAACCCUAUGAUGGAGCAUUCAAAGACGAAAUCGAACAGCAACCAAAACGGUAUGACGAUAUCCAAGACAAUAAUGAAUAUAGCCAACCAUCAUCGUCGCCAUCAAAAGCAAAAGCAGCUUCUACAGCCGAGAAUAACAGUGGCAGCAAUCAACAGCAGCAACCAGCCAAACAACGGACUACUCGAAACGUCAAAAAAAUCGAUCUUGGAGCUGCAGCUCUUUAUGCCCAGGAACACGCCAACAGCAAACCAGCUGAAUCUAAUGCGAAUGAUUCUGAUCUAUUAUCGGUUGUUCCAACAAGCAAUAGCCAAACGAAGACUGCCGAUCUUCUGGGUGACCUAUUUGGUGGCCUUACUGUCACUUCGACUUUGUCUGAAUCAGCAACAGGCGAAGAAUUUGCCGAUUUCUCACAGUUUGUUGGGCCCACAAUUCCUAGAAGCGAACCAACUCCCAUUGUCAAUAAGCUAGCAAUAAACAACAACAGCAGUACUGAAGAUUUUGCCGAUUUCCAAAGUGCAUUCGAUUCGAUCACAUCGAAAGCUGUGCAACCUAUUCUCAGUUCGAAUGUGGUCGAUUUGAUGACCGAAACAAGUUCCAAUAAACCUAGUGACUCAGCCGCCUUUGCAGCUAUGAAUCCGUUUCUAGCUAAUACAUUGACGGAACCAACGAAGCCUUUGUUUGAUACAAUGUCAUUGUUGACGCCCGUUGCGGCCAACAAUCAUUUACAAUCCACUGCACAACAGACAGCUAUCAAAUCAGAAGAUACUUCAUCAUGCUCAUCGUCUUCACAUAAAAUCGGUGAAACGUGGAGUGGGCUCAAUACCAACAUAAACUUUGACAACAUACUUGAUCUAAAGAACUCUAAGCCAGCCGUUCUUACCAUCAAUCAGUUAGCACAGGCAAACAAUCAACAUAUGGCAAAGGUUACGGCUGCCAAUGCUCAAACACCUCCUGGACAAUUUGGUUUUGGUCUCAACAAUUCUCUUAGUCCUGUAAGCAGUUCAUCAACACCAAUGUCACCCGUAGCUGACAAUCAUAGGACCGAUUGGUCUGGUCAGAAUAGCCUCAUCUAGAGAUCACCAUUGUUGCCUAUCGUUAUCAUCAUUGUUGUUUUUUUUAUUGCCUCGCCCGAAACAUUCCAUUAUUAUCACCUAGCUCGGUAUAAUCAGCUUUCGAGACAUGCAAACGUUUUAUUGUGAUAACCCGAGAGAGUGACAGACCAUAUACAAACAAACGAACAAAAUCAAACCAUCAAGGAGAAUUUAGGAGAAUCGUAGUAUCCAUAUCCAAAUGUGGAGUAUUGUUUUUUGGAAUUUUUUUUAAUUUUACAAAUACCAACAAACACUACAUACAUUUUAUACUAAUAUGAUGAUGAUUUCAUAAUUAUAGAUGCAACUUAUUAUCCAACGCAAUUGUUUUAAGAGAUUUAUUGAUUUUUUUAUAUAUGACACACACACACACCUAUUAAACAGUAAACAGAUAUGAUAUAAUAACAAACAGAGUAAUACAAUCAAUCAAUUGCAAUGAAUGAAUGAAUCUAUCAAUCAUUUAA
Molecule: messenger RNA, 2362 nt
Organism: Dermatophagoides farinae (American house dust mite)
Lineage: Eukaryota; Metazoa; Arthropoda; Arachnida; Sarcoptiformes; Pyroglyphidae
Gene: lqfR
Product: clathrin interactor lqfR
Biological process (GO): endocytosis
Cellular component (GO): plasma membrane; clathrin vesicle coat; endosome
Molecular function (GO): phospholipid binding; clathrin binding
Source: RefSeq, a predicted model, not a curated record